CCUGUCCUUUCCAGGGGAAGAACAAACAAGCCGCAGGGGGCCAUGGGAAGUCGCACUGACUGACAGCCGGCAGGCACCAGGUUACAACCGGUGUAUCCGGUAUCUCCAGCUACUUAUAGCCGUCCCAGAGCGGAGCCGCCGGCUAUAGAAGCCAUGGGACCCGAGGAGGAGGCGCAGAGUGCAGGAGCCGGGAGCAUGGCGGACCCCAUCCAGCUGGAGCAAUGCCGGCAGCGGGCGGCGGACACCAUCCAGCUGGAGGCCGAGCAGCUCAGCGCCCUGAGCCGGGAUAUCUGGAGCCAGCCGGAGCUGGCCUACAAGGAGCACCGAGCACACGAGCGGCUAGCCGGCUUCUUCUCGUCCCGGGAGGGCUGGCGGGUGGAGCGCCGGUACAAGCUGGACACCGCAUUCCGGGCGGAGUGGGGGGCCGCGGCUCCCGCCGUGCAUGUCGGCUUCCUGUGCGAGUAUGACGCCCUGCCCGGCUUGGGACAUGCCUGCGGGCACAACCUCAUCGCCGAGGUGGGAGCCGCCGCUGCCCUGGGCGUGAAAGGAGCUCUGGAAGACUUACAGCCCCCGGUGGGCGUCAAGAUAACAGUUUUAGGAACUCCAGCCGAGGAAGAGGGUGGAGGCAAAAUUGAUCUCAUUCAGGCUGGUGCAUUUGAUGGAAUGCAUGUCGUGUUUAUGGCCCAUCCAGGUCAGGAAGAUGCAGCUUACCUGCCAGACGUUGCUGUACAUGACAUGCUGGUGAAAUAUCAAGGAAAAUCUUCUCACGCUGCUGCAUAUCCAUGGGAAGGAGUGAAUGCUCUAGAUGCCGCAGUUCUUGCUUACAACAAUGUGUCUGCCUUAAGGCAACAAAUGAAACCCACCUGGAGAGUUCAUGGAGUAAUAACGAAUGGAGGUGUAAAACCGAAUAUUAUUCCUUCAUAUUCUGAAUUAGAAUUUUCCGUGCGAGCCUCAACCCGCAGGGAUCUUGUCAUUUUACAAGACAAAAUAAAUGCUUGUUUCAAAGCAGCAGCUGAUGCAACUGGGUGCCGGAUGGAGUUGAGCCCGAUCAGCCAUACUUAUUACAAUGUGCUUCCAAAUAAAACUCUAGCAAAAACAUUUCUGGACAAUGGCAAAAAACUGGGAAUGCAAUUCACUACAAAUGAGCUGGUUUUAAACAAUGUUUCAGGUUCCACAGAUUUUGGAAAUGUCAGUUUUGUGGUGCCUGGAAUUCAUCCCUAUUUUUACAUUGGCUCUGAAGCUCUUAAUCACACAGAAGCAUACACUGAAGCUGCAGGAUCAAAAGAAGCUCAGUUUUAUGCACUUCGUACAGCGAAAGCCUUGGCGAUGACUGCAUUAGAUGUUAUAUUCAAACCGGAUUUGCUACAAAUCAUCAAUGAAGACUUCAAGAUGAUGAAGCAAAUUGAAGAUGAUGAUUCCAAUGUAUUAGCUAAAGUCAGAGAAUCCAGUGGUGGAGCUGGAAGUGCCUCUCGCUGAACAAUGUCACAGAAUUUUUAUCUGUGUUCAUAAGCUAUACAGUGCUCCAAGUACUUGGGGACUCUUUCUUGUUUUAUUAUAUCCUUCACAGAAUCUAGUUCGGACAUGAACAAAAAAAUGGAAUUCCCAUUUUACUUGCUUUAUGCUUAUCAAAAUUGGCUAUUAUCAAAUGUUGUUCUGAUUUUAGUGUUCUUUGCAUACAAGAUUUUCUUUUGAUAACUGGAUACAUUUUAGUACAUCUGACUAACUUUUAAUCUUUGUUUUGAAAUUGUCAUGA
This is a messenger RNA of Pelobates fuscus (common spadefoot toad), 1753 nucleotides long. RefSeq names its product peptidase M20 domain containing 2 (gene PM20D2). Gene Ontology annotation, molecular function: dipeptidase activity. The transcript has 7 exons. NCBI's taxonomy places the organism in Eukaryota, Metazoa, Chordata, Amphibia, Anura, Pelobatidae. Bases 154 to 1476 code for a protein of 440 amino acids. The record is from RefSeq and is a predicted model, not a curated record.